Knipowitschia caucasica is the source of this 510-nucleotide messenger RNA. The record is from the annotation of a GenBank genome assembly. NCBI's taxonomy places the organism in Eukaryota, Metazoa, Chordata, Actinopteri, Gobiiformes, Gobiidae.
AUGGAAAUGGUGGCGAAAAGGAUCAUUCUGUUUCCUCUCCACUACAGGGUCUUGGGUUGGAUUCCCAGGGUGUGUUUCUUCCACCUCCGCGUCCCCGAAUCUUCCACGGUGGGCUCGGCGGUGGGCAGGAUCAAAGCCCACGACUUGGACAUCGGCAGGAACGCUGAAGUGGAAUACACCAUCGUACCAGGAGACGGGGGAGCCAUUUUCGACAUCACCACCAACGAACACAACCAGGAGGGCAUCAUCAUCCUCAAGAAGAUUCCGUCACGCAGCCCCGGUCCGCAGCCCCGGUCCGCAGCCCCGGUCCGCAGCCCCGGUCCGCAGCCCCGGUCCGCAGCCCCGGUCCGCAGCCCCGGUCCGCAGCCCCGGUCCGCAGCCGUACAGUCCGAUGCCCCGUAUGAAACACAGAACCCGCAUCAGAGAGCUCCUUUCUCGGUCGUUUCUGGUGUGCGGGCGCCGUGUGGCCAGAUGCUGUUUACGGCUCUGUUUCUUCUGCUCAAAGUGUGA